AUGCUGCUUACAGGUCGAGUAUUCCAGCAGCUGCUGAUUUCGCUCACUUUAUCGAUACUGUGCAAACAAUCAUCCGCAGCAACCACCGCGACCCCGACGUUUGCCACGACUUCAACGGCCUCGACGACGACUUCGACCGGUAUCGCAACCCACACUAUUCAAGUAGGGCCAAAAACAAGCCCUCAUCAGUAUGUGCCUCAUAGCGUCACCGCUAAUGUUGGCGACAUUGUAAUAUUCGAGUUCUAUCCCACAAAUCACUCGGUUGUAAAGGCGGACUUUGAUGCACCAUGUGUUCCCGCUAGUGCACCUAUCUUUUGGUCGGGCAUGUUCCAUUCUUUCAAUGAAGAGGAUGGCCAACUUAUCGGGCCACCACCCACCUGGUCACUGGUUGUCAAUGAUACCAAGCCGACAUUCUUUUAUUGCACCGCCAUAGGCUCGUGCCUCGAUAAUGGCAUGGUUGGUGUCAUAAACCCUAACGCCACUCGAACGUUCGAAGAACAAUACAAACGAGCUCUCACAUAUCCAUACAUGCUGGUGCCGGGCCAGUCUAUGCCAGCCGAGGGAAGUGAGGGAGGCACAAGCUCAACAACCAGGCCCACCACGAGCAGCACUACUACCAGCGCAGCAGCAAGCGGUGGCUCCCAUGGUCUCAGCGCCGGCGCUAUCGCAGGCAUCGUGGUAGCAGGUGUGGCCUUCGUCGCAAUUUUAGUGGCCUUGUUUUUCGUACUCGGUCGCCAGCGCGUGUACAGUCAGUGGGUGUCAUCACAAGAUGGACGAACCGAACGCACCGCACGGUGGGCCAUGUUUGGCCAUGGUCAUGGCCACCCCACUCCAUCCGAGCCUCACAGUCGUAAGAGUGAGCUUGAUGCACCCAAGGCUACGCCGACGGACACUGUCUUUACCCACAGCCCUGAUCCAAAUCGCAACACCUUCUCAAGUACUCCAGAUGGUUCCACUUAUGGACAAAUGUCGCCGCCUAUUUCAAGUGGUUGGAUAUGGGAUGCCAAUAACGUGCGCGCUAGCCCUGGGCCCACUGAGCUGGAGGCAAGCCCUAUGCCGCAUCAGCUGUCCGAGACCAGAGAUUAUCGGUGA
Molecule: messenger RNA, 1092 nt
Organism: Penicillium atrosanguineum
Lineage: Eukaryota; Fungi; Ascomycota; Eurotiomycetes; Eurotiales; Aspergillaceae
Exons: 4
Coding region: 1-1092 (363 amino acids)
Source: RefSeq, a predicted model, not a curated record